Molecule: messenger RNA, 1670 nt
Organism: Leptonychotes weddellii (Weddell seal)
Lineage: Eukaryota; Metazoa; Chordata; Mammalia; Carnivora; Phocidae
Source: RefSeq, a predicted model, not a curated record
AUGAUCCUGGAAUGUUGUUCCAAGCUGGGGAACAGGGACCAAGCAGAGCCCGAUAGGCAGGCCCUUGUCACAGCUAGGAGGGGACCGGUCACCCUCGAACUUCAGAAAGUGGGUGAGCAGGAGUUUGAGAGGGAAAAGCACGCCCACAGCAUCCUGCAGUUCCAGUUUGCCGAAGUGAAGGAGGCCUUGAAGCAGCGGGAAGAAUUGCUGGAGGAAAUCCGACAGCUACAGCAGAAGCAGGCGAGUUAUAUCAGGGAGAUUUCUGAUCUUCAGGAAACAAUAGAGUGGAAAGACAAGAAGAUAGGGGCUUUAGAGAGGCAGAAAGAGUUCUUUGAUUCCAUAAGGAGUGACCGAGAUGAUCUUAGAGAAGAAGUAGUCAUGCUGAAAGAGGAAUUAAAGAAACAUGGAAUAGUCCUAAAUUCAGAGCUAGCUACUAAUGGAGAGACUUCAGACACUCUAAAUGACGCCGGACACCAAGGUCCUUCCAAGAUAACGAAAGAAGAGUUAAACGCCCUCAGGACGGCAGGGGAUGGGAUGCUAGAUAUUAGGUUGAAAAAGCUUGUUGAUGAACGGGAAUGCUUAUUGGAACAGAUUAAGAAACUCAAAGGACAGCUGGAAGAGAGACAGAAGAAUGGCAAGCUAGACAACCUGCACCCUGGAAGUGAUGUCUUAGAAAAUGGGACAGACAUGCAUGUAAUGGAUCUGCAAAGGGAUGCCAACAGACAGAUCAGCGACCUCAAAUUUAAACUUGCAAAAUCUGAGCAAGAGAUAACCGCAUUAGAACAAAAUGUGAUAAGGUUAGAGAGUCAAGUAUCACGUUAUAAAUCGGCUGCUGAAAAUGCCGAAAAAAUAGAAGAUGAACUUAAGGCCGAAAAACGGAAACUCCAAAGAGAGCUGCGCUGUGCACUGGACAAGACGGAAGAGCUUGAGGUGAGCAACGGCCACUUAGUGAAGCGUCUGGAGAAAAUGAAAGCAAAUAGGAGCGCGCUCUUGUCCCAGCAGUGAGCCCCAGCUCUGCACAGGAACCCGGGCGGCGGAUGGAGAGCAUGGCGUCGUGGGCUUAGCCACCAGAUGCCUCUCUGACUGCGGACCCCCCCCACCCCGACCCGGGACUGGGGCCGCCACCCCAAACCCGCGGGUAUUUAACGAGCACACCGGGCCCACGGGAGCUGCGUGUCCCACGGCACGGCAGCCUCGCGACGCCACUGAACGUGGCAAUCUAGGUAAAGAUUAAAACGGGACUUGAGUUUUCUUUUCACGUGUCUUGCUGAAAACUGAGGGGACGUGUUACAGUGUCGGGACUUCCUUUGGGGGCAGAAUCUACAAUUGGAGCGACUUCGGUAGCAUCUCUUAGUCUGCGCUUUUCAUACACAAAACACUGUGGAACCACAAGCCAUUACCAAGCAAAACUCUUUCACUAGAAGCAAGGGGAUGGUCUGGAGGUAAAAGUGACCUUAAGAAGACUCUUUACAGGCAACAAAUGAAGCUUUUCUAAGGGAUUUUUGCAUCAGUUCAACCCUAAGAACAGGGUAAUUAGCCAAUAGCCCCCCCGAAAAUGACAGCUUUUCCAUUCGCACUAUGUAACCCUUCUACUUGGACUUGAAGUUGUGAACUCCUUUUAAAGAAUGUACUAUUAGAACAAUUAAAAAACGAAAUGCUGAAAGAUUUUA